AUGCAAAUAUAUCACGAUACCCCAGCAAAUGGUGCACAUUUCGGUCGCGAUUGUACGUUGAAUACAAUAAGGAAUUACUGGCCCACAAUGAAUAAGGAUAUCAAAAAUUACGUACGAUCAUGCUUCAAAUGCCGCCAAAAUAAUCACAGCAGGAGAAAAGCGGAUGGUCAUUUACAACCAAUUCCACCACCAGAAGGAGUAUUUGAAUUAUUGAUUAUAGAUUUUCAUGGGCCCAUUACUCCAGUAUCAAAAAAUCAAAACAAAUAUAUCAUUACUAUCACCGAUCAUCUGUCGAAGUUCGUUAUUGGUAAAGCUGUACGUGAUUGCGCUGCUCCAACAGCAGCUGAAUUCCUUCAUGGUGAAGUAAUAUUAAAAUAUGGUACGGCGACAGCCAUUUUAUCUGAUAAUGGAACUCAUUUUACUGCAUCCAUGAUGAAUGAAUUAUUCACACAGUUCGGUAUUAUCCAUUUGUAUUCUACACCUUAUCAUCCACAGACAAAUGCAUGCAUUGAAGGUUUCAGUGCAACCAUGGAUGCCAAAAUCGCCUCAUUAUGUAAUGAGAAACGUACAGACUGGGAUGAGCAACUUCCAUUUGUCAUUUUUAAUUAUAAUACGUCUGUUCAUUCUGUCCGUUCCGAAUGA
This is a messenger RNA of Didymodactylos carnosus, 642 nucleotides long. NCBI's taxonomy places the organism in Eukaryota, Metazoa, Rotifera, Eurotatoria, Philodinida, Philodinidae. The record is from the annotation of a GenBank genome assembly.